AUGUCGUUUAAUGCCUUUGCCAGCUCUUUGAGCAAGAAGCUACAGGAAAUUUCCACAAGUGUUUCCGAAAAAACCCAGGAACUGCCCAGCUUGGCGCAGUCCACCCAGAGAAUGGUCCAAGAACGUUUGGGCCAGGUGACAGACAUCUCCCAAUUGCCAAGGGAGUACACGGAGCUAGAAGAAAAGGUUGACACUAUCAAGUUGAUUUACAACCACUUUUUGGGCGUGACUGCCAUCUAUGAAAAUGGAUCGUACGAUUACCCUAAAUACAUUAAUGAAUCUGUCAACGAGUUUUCUAGAAGCGUGGCUUCCAAGCUCACCGAAUUGACUCAUGCUACUUCUGCGUCUGAGGCACAAAACAUAUUGGUUGCACCAGGCCCUAUCAAGGAGCCCAAGACGUUGAACUAUGCCCUCAGUAAAGUUGCUUUGAACUCCAGCGAGUGUUUAAACAAGAUGCUUCCCACUGAAGAACAACCGCUGGCUUCUGCGCUUCUGCAGUUCAGCGAUGUACAAGCCAAAAUCGCUCAGGCUAGAAUUCAACAAGAUACCUUAAUUCAAACCAAGUUCAAUAAGAACUUGAGAGAAAGACUCUCUUUUGAAAUCGGUAAAGCCGAUAAGACCCGUAAGGAUGUCCACUCCAUGAGACUAAGAUACGAUGUGGCAAGAACUAACCUAGCUAACAACAAGAAACCUGAAAAGGAAGCCUCUUUGAGAGUCCAAAUGGAAACUUUGGAGGACCAGUUCGCUCAAGUCACUGAAGAUGCCACUGUAUGCUUACAAGAGGUCAUUUCCCACGCUAACUUUAGUGAAGAUUUGAAGGAACUGGCCAAGGCUCAAGCUGAGUAUUUUGAAACCUCUGCCUCUUUGAUGAAGGAGUUUUUGUCCAAUUCAUUUGCUGAAGAAUCUGUGGAAAAGCCUGUAGUUGUAGAAGAAGAAAAACCACAGACCGCUAUCUCUAUGAAUGACGAAGACGAUGCUUAA
Molecule: messenger RNA, 981 nt
Organism: Saccharomyces mikatae IFO 1815
Lineage: Eukaryota; Fungi; Ascomycota; Saccharomycetes; Saccharomycetales; Saccharomycetaceae
Gene: GVP36
Product: Gvp36p
Exons: 1
Coding region: 1-981 (326 amino acids)
Source: RefSeq, a predicted model, not a curated record